Molecule: messenger RNA, 246 nt
Organism: Phytophthora sojae
Lineage: Eukaryota; Oomycota; Peronosporomycetes; Peronosporales; Peronosporaceae
Exons: 1
Source: RefSeq, a predicted model, not a curated record
UUGCGGAAUGACCAAAUGCUGGCCUGGAUUCUCAAUGGACUCUCCCCAGAUGCCGUGUUCAAGUUGGUGAAGUUGGAUGAAGGAGGGCUUGAGAAGCUGCUUUCAAACCCAGCUUUUACGGUUUGGUAUUACUACUUCAACCGGUUAAACCAGUACAACCCCGAUAGAGGCGUCAGCAUGAUCAAGAGCUUGCUCACAACUUACGAAGACGCUCCGUUGGCAAAGGCGAUUAGUGUGGCGAAGAAG